UCUUUGAAGAAAGAAGAAAGAGACACGCACUUAUUCUCUUUCCUUUCUCUCCCGCGAACUGUUUCAGAAAGAAACGGCGUCGUUUAUGCUUACACUACCCGCGCACGACUCAAACCAGAAACAAACAAGACUUUCCCUUCGAUUUUCUCGAGAAAAUCCUCCGCCGAGAAAAUCUAGCUCCCUACUCUACUAUACAUAGCUUCAACUGAUGGAUCGGAGGAGAACCGCUAGUCCGGUAUACGGGCGGCAGUGGAGCGGCGGUUCCAGUAGCACCGGCUCAUCGUCGCCGGCGAUGUCUCCGGCGCAUCCUCAGUCGCGGCUAGGUCUGUCUUCCACUGGAAUGUCCACCGUCAAGCGCACGCAGAACGUGGCGGCCAAAGCCGCCGCGCAGCGUCUGGCUCGGGUGAUGGCGUCUCAGGCAGCCGCUGCCGACGACGACGGCGAAGACGACGAUGACCUUGACUUCCAGUUCGCUGCUCCUCGCGCUCCAGCUCCUUCUUCCUACUCAAGCAAUGCAAGUAGUCUCAAGAGCUCCGGUGUUGGCACCACCGCCACCACCAUCCCUCCGAUCUCGCUCGCCAGGCCUAACAGAUCUCCUUCUCCUGCGUUAGGUCGGAACUUUGCAGAGCAUACUCUUUCGGUACGGUCGACCUCAGCUGGAAGAUCGGCAGUUUCGGUUCGCUCUGCGGCAGCAGUAGUACCUCCGCCGAGCAAAUCCACAAUCCGAACACCUAUGGCUGUUCCUCCAAUUGAUCCUCCUUCCAAUCGGAGCAGAGAGAAAAAGUUGUUUACUCCAGACGUCCCUAUCAAACCAGUUAACUCAAGAGAUACAGGAGAUCAACGUGAAGCUUCUGCACUCCGUGAUGAACUGGAUAUGCUACAAGAGGAGAAUGAGGUUAUAUUAGAAAAGUUAAGAGUUGCAGAGGAAAAACGCCAAGAAGUGGAGGCCAGAGCUAGGGAGCUUGAGAAACAGGUUGCUUCUCUUGGAGAAGGUGUAUCCCUAGAAGCCAAACUUCUGAGCAGGAAGGAAGCUGCUUUGCGACAAAGAGAGGCUGCUCUCAAGGCUGCAAAACAAACACAGGAUGGGAGAGAUGAGGAAAUCACAGCCCUUCGCGUGGAAAUUCAGAAUCUAAAAGAUGAUGCAGCAGCAGCUUUGGAACAACAGCAAGAAGCUGAAGCUGAAGCAAAAGCUCUUCGUACAAUGACACAGAGGAUGAUUUUGACCCAAGAAGAAAUGGAGGAAGUUGUCCUGAAGAGAUGUUGGCUUGCACGCUACUGGGGUCUUGCUGUAAAACAUGGCAUAUGUGCAGACAUAGCACAAUCCAAGCAUGAACAUUGGUCUUCUCUAGCGCCUCUACCUUUCGAACUUGUCAUCUCUGCUGGACAAAAGGCUAAGGAGGAAUCCUGGAACAAAAGUGCUGAUGAUCCAGAGAGAAGCAAAGAAGUUCGUGAUUUGAAUGAUCUCUCUGGGGAGGGAAAUAUUGAGAGUAUGCUUUCAGUUGAGAUGGGUUUGAGAGAACUUGCUUCCUUAAAGGUUGAGGAUGCUGUUGCGCUUGCAUUAGCCCAACAUAGACGCCCAAAUUCAGUUCGGCAGUCUGUUUUAGAUUCCAAGUCACGUGGUGAUGCCAAAUAUGUGGAGGCAUUUGAAUUAAGUGAAGAGGAAGCAGAAGAUGUUAUUUUCAAAGAGGCAUGGCUGACUUAUUUCUGGCGAAGAGCUUUGUUUCACGGUGUAGAAGAUGAUAUUGCAGAUGAGCGACUUCAAUUUUGGAUUGCACGCAGUGGGCAGUCACCAACUUCACAUGAUGCUGUCGAUGUUGAGCGAGGUUUGGUGGAGUUGAGGAAACUGGGUAUAGAACAACAACUUUGGGAAGCUUCUCGGAAGGGAAUUGAUCAAACUCAAGGGUUGGCAGAUGCUAAUAAUAAGACAACCACAGACUCUGAUGCCUCGUCUUGAUUUCGCAAUCCUUCAUUUGUUGAUUGAUUCUUUCUUCCUACGUGUAUAUUUGUUUUGUUUUAUUCUAUUUUCUACGUAUGUUUUUUCUCUCUUUUUUUUCCUGUACAAACCAUGUUUUUCAACAUUAUAUCCGGGUCUCAUAUAAAAGAAGCAAAAAUCUUAAUAGUCGAAGUAAA
Arachis stenosperma is the source of this 2130-nucleotide messenger RNA. Its product is annotated as coiled-coil domain-containing protein SCD2-like. The record is from RefSeq and is a predicted model, not a curated record. NCBI's taxonomy places the organism in Eukaryota, Viridiplantae, Streptophyta, Magnoliopsida, Fabales, Fabaceae. Gene Ontology annotation, biological process: cytokinesis by cell plate formation. The coding region runs from base 209 to 1954 and encodes 581 amino acids. The transcript is spliced from 17 exons.